CGCCCCUCACAUCGGUGCCAACUUUGGUCGUGUAUCAUGUUGCGGGUUGUUCCGUAGCUGCUCGUCACCAACACCUUUGAGCAGGUCGUCCCCAGACGGUCAGAAUGAACAAUAUCGACGGCUCAGAUCGUCACUUGAAGACGGAAGAAGCACCACCGCCGUCUCUGCUCGCGAUUGUACUUGACACAAACCCUCACGCUUGGGCACAUCUCUCAUCGACGCUGUCCCUUUCAGCGGCCCUAGCCAACAUCCUCAUAUUCAUCAAUGCACACCUGGCGUCCGGCAAUGCGAACGAAGUAGCAGUCAUAGCCUCGCACUCGCACAAGACGAGCUUCCUGUAUCCGACCAAGACACCCUCACAACCCCAACAGAAUGGCAAAACGAACGGUGACGUCGAUAUGAUCGGCGAUAGAGCUGGGAGAUCACACAAAGAGAGCCCUAACAAAUACCGCCCCUUUGCCGUUGUGGAGAGCACUAUCCUGCAAAACUUCGCAAAGCUGUUAGAUGAGACAAGUGAGAAGCAUCUUGCAGCGACACCAACUACACUCAUUGGUGGCGCGUUGUCACUAGCCCUCACAUAUAUCUCGAAGUCGACUCUUCUGCAUGCGCCUGUCACCUCCGGCACUGAGAACUCUAUGGCUGCCCUUGCGGACGCUGAAAAUGUUCACGUCGAUCGCGUGCCCCUCACGUCUCGCAUUCUCAUCGUCUCGGUAUCUGGAGAUCUCGCUAAUCAAUACAUCCCGGUCAUGAACUCGAUCUUCGCCGCACAACGGAAGAAGAUCCCAAUCGACAUCCUGAAGCUCGCUGGCGAUACAGUUUUGUUGCAGCAGGCGAGUGAUGCAACAGGCGGUGUAUACAUGAAGCCAGACCGACCGGAAGGACUGCUACAAUACCUGAUGAUGGCGUUCUUACCAGACGCAACAGCACGUGCAAGCCUGGUAGUUCCAAGUGCAGGUGGUGUCGAUUUCCGCGCAGCUUGUUUCUGUCACAGAAAUGUGGUAGACAUUGGCUACGUUUGCAGCGUGUGCCUGAGUAUCUUCUGCAACCCUAACCUGCCAGACAACUUAUGCCUCACUUGCGGGUCUUAUCUCUCAUUGCGCGCCGCUCUAACCAAUCCGCCUGCUCUCAUUCCCAAGAAGAAGAAGAAGAAGAGAAAAGCAGGGACUGACACUGCAACGCCAGGUGGAAGCACACCUGCUGGGUCAAAUACACCCUUGCACCCUUGAAGACGGGAAUUGCUUUCUAGCAUCAUACCCACGUUCAACUAAAAGCAUUGCUUGCACUAUUUCAUUCCCCUCCGUCGUAGGUCGAAGUCUAGGCGUUGUGGCAGGUCCGCCUGCGUACCUCGCACCACGAACGGUAUUCGCGGGCGUUGAUGCAGUACGAACAUGCUCCGUUGUAGAAUCAUCUAGAGUCGCGCUGUCUUCACCACGCCCGCGCAAGAACACAUGGACCUUAUAUGAAGGAAGGAGCGUCGACCUCGAUUUAAUGUCGAACAGCGCUGCACCCGGGAACAACCUCACUUUCUUCCGGUGAUCAUUGUAGUGGUGCUCGACAUCGCUGCUUUGAAAGCAGUCACAACACGAGCAAAGUGCUCAUUCCAGGUUUGGGUACUGCAGGGCGUAAGGUUUGCACGAUGGAAUAUUCACCAAAGCAUCCACAU
This is a messenger RNA of Macroventuria anomochaeta, 1663 nucleotides long. Its product is annotated as RNA polymerase II transcription factor-like protein B subunit 4. Gene Ontology annotation, cellular component: transcription factor TFIIH holo complex; transcription factor TFIIH core complex. The record is from RefSeq and is a predicted model, not a curated record. The transcript has 3 exons. Gene Ontology annotation, biological process: regulation of DNA-templated transcription; nucleotide-excision repair. NCBI's taxonomy places the organism in Eukaryota, Fungi, Ascomycota, Dothideomycetes, Pleosporales, Didymellaceae. Bases 105 to 1226 code for a protein of 373 amino acids.